ACCAAUGGGUUGGUGUUUCUCCUUGACGUACCCGGAAGUAGGAAGUGAAGCGUUGGACCGGGCUCCCUCCAACAAGUUUUCUCCCUCGCUCGCUCGCUGCUCAAAUGGCGGCCGAGCGGACGUUGUGGUCCCCGUGGACCAGUACGGUCCUCCUGCUGGCGCUGUCCGGACUCCUCGAACCCCGCUGCGCACUAUCGGAACCGGGCAAAUGGGUUGUGAACGUGGACAACGAAACUUUGAGGAAGCACAACCUUUUCGUCUUCGCUAAAACGCUCUUCAACAACAGCGUCAUCCAUCUUAAAUUGGCGGGCCAGAGCUGCAACUCGUCUUUUCCAGUGCGCCUGAACGUCUCUUGGUACCUGAGGAGCUCUCGUUGCUACGAUGAAGUCUUCAGUCUGGACACCUUGCGAGCGGAAAAAUACUUCAGGUCCACGGAGGUGAAGCAGGAAGGAGGAAGCGGUUUCUAUGUCUUUCAUCAGUACCCUCUUAUCACCUGCGAGUCACCAGUGGACCCCAACAAAUUUGGUCUGGAAACCUUCACAGAGAAAACUCCAUUGACUGAACUGCAAAUUCAGCCAAGCAAUACAAAGGCCCCCGUCAGAAACCACAGAGAUGCGGGGCUUCCUAAACCCAAGGUGCAAACAGGAGGAACGGACAAGAAGGAGGAGAAGCAGAAGAAUAAAAGUUCUGCAGGAGACACCAAAAUUGCUCCCAAACAGAGCGUCGCAGCACAUGCCCACUUGGACGCGGUGGCCGAGAGCUGGGCGGACGGUCCGUACCUCUUCCUACUGAGCGUCCGCGAGGUGGGCGGCCAGAAGGGGGAUCCGGCGCCUGCCCCUUGGAAUUUGCGGCUCGAAGUGAGCGCGACGGGACCUCGCGAUUACCUCUCAGCCUCGGAGUGGCCGCUCAUGCUGUUCUACAUGGGGAUGUGCGUGGUGUACGUGCUGCUGGCGCUCUUGUGGCUCAUCCUGUCGGCGUGCUACUGGAGGGACCUGCUCAGGAUCCAGUUCUGGAUCGGAGGCGUCAUCUUCCUGGGGAUGCUGGAGAAGGCCGUUUACUACGGCGAGUUUCAGAGCAUUCGAUACCACGGAUUUUCGGUCCAGGGGGCGGCGGUGUUCGCCGAGCUUCUGUCGGCCGUGAAGAGGACGCUGGCGCGGGUGCUGGUCAUCAUCGCCAGUCUGGGAUACGGCAUCGUCAAGCCACGGCUGGGAGCGCUGCUCCACCGCGUGGUUGCCGUCGGUCUGCUCUACCUGUUGUUCUCCACCAUUGAAGGCGUCCUGCGAGUCAACGGCGACAGAAGCAGUGACGCCGGAAGUUUGUUUUUGUGCGACGUGGUGUUAGCCUUCACCGACUCCUGUGUCAUCUGCUGGAUCUUCGUGAGUCUGGCUCAGACCAUGAAGCUUCUCCGCCUCCGCCGCAACCUGGUCAAGCUCUCGCUCUACAGGCACUUCACCAACACGCUCAUCUUGGCCGUCAUCGCGUCUGUCAUUUUCAUCGUUUGGACUACAAAGACUUUCAAGAUGGCCAAAUGUCAAUCUGACUGGCGCGAGCUUUGGAUCGAUGACGCUUUCUGGCGUUUCCUGUUCUCCGCCAUCCUGUUGGUCAUCAUGUUCCUAUGGCGACCGUCGGCCAAUAAUCAGAGGUACGCGUUCCGGCCUCUGGUGGAUGAAGAGGACAGCGACGAAGAGGAAGAGGAGGAGGAGCUGAUGGUGAACGAAGCUUUCGGCAUGAAGAUGAGAGGCGUCAAGAACGAAAGCAACGGCAGCGCCGCCGCCGCCAGAGCCAGCAAAGUGGAUGAAGAUCUGAAAUGGGUGGAGGAGAACAUCCCGUCGUCAAUGGCUGACAUCGCCCUGCCGCCUCUGCUCGACUCGGAGGAGGAAAUCAUGACGACCAAGUUUGAGAUGUCCAAGAUGGAGUGACCUUCAGUGACCUCCUUUAUGAGCUUUGUAAGCCUCAGUCGCUCUGCAUUUUUCUUCUUCUUCGACCUUUUUUUUUUUUUUUUCCAACAGUCACGUGACUAAAAUGACUUUGGAAAAUAGUCCUUUCUUCUGCCAUUGACGGCGAUAGAUGUUCGUAAUGUCGCUACGGGUGUUUGAAAUCCUCGGAUCAUUUGUAAUUAAAUUUCUGUCGUCCUCGGUGAAAAGUUGAGGAUGACAGAAAUCGGAGGAGUUUACGGUUUUUAUUAUUUUUUAUAUAUGAAUAGUUAUUUAAAAAAUAAAAAUGUUUACCGGGUUUUGCGUAUUGUGUUUUUUGUAAAUUAAAACAAUAAAAAAAUAUCAUUGAAAUAGCAUAUUUACUCUGCUUUUCCUUUUUUUUUUCUUUCUUGAAUUAAAAUUCAUGCUUAUAUUUUUUUUUUAUAUGUAUAUGCGUAUACUCCAAUAUUUGUCAAAUGUAAAUUCAGGCAUCACAGGGUUAACUCUUUCACUUGUUUGCCAUUAAAUAUAUACCGUAAAUAGAAUCAUAAUUAUAACAAAUAAAUAAAAAUGAAAAUGAGAAAAUAAUAAUUAAGAUGAAUUUAAAAAAAUAAAAAUCAAUCAAAUAAAU
Molecule: messenger RNA, 2544 nt
Organism: Corythoichthys intestinalis (scribbled pipefish)
Lineage: Eukaryota; Metazoa; Chordata; Actinopteri; Syngnathiformes; Syngnathidae
Gene: tmem87a
Product: Transmembrane protein 87A-like
Exons: 20
Coding region: 105-1919 (604 amino acids)
Biological process (GO): retrograde transport, endosome to Golgi
Cellular component (GO): membrane; Golgi apparatus
Source: RefSeq, a predicted model, not a curated record